AAAGAUCAGCUCUUUGCAUUGAAUACCCUUCCUUUGACUUCUUGCCAAUUGCAGCCUACAAUUAUAGAUACUUGGGGACCAAACAAAAUGUCUAUUUCAUCCCAAGGGUAGUAGUCCUAUAUAUGAUAAUCAAGAACAAGGGAGGAGAAGCAGAAAGCAAUACGAACAACGUCUGAGAUAUGGACACCCUUGUACAUGUUUUGGUUAUACCAGUUCCAGCACAAGGUCAUGUAAUUCCAAUGAUGGAGCUUGCCAAGAAACUUGCUCGCCAUGGUUUCAAAGUCACAUUUGUAAACACUGACUUCAUUCAUACUGUAGUCAUGAAUGCAUCGACAAAAAAUGAAGAGGAAGAUGAUGAUGAUGGGAUACGCCAGGUCUCAAUUCCGGAUGGACUUGAACUUGGCGACACCAGGACUAAUUUUGGACGAUUAAGUGAAGCGAUGCAGAGAGUGAUGCCUCAAAAGCUGGAGGAGCUUAUUGAAAAGAUGAAUGCUGAUGGUAUGAAGAUCAAAUGUGUUUUUGCUGAUAAUUGUAUGACUUGGGCUUUAGGAGUCGCGAAGAAGAUGGGAAUCAAGGGGGUCGCCUUCUGUCCUGCACCAGCUACAUCCCUGGCCUUAUUUUCUACUAUUCCAAAGCUGAUAAGUGAUGGAAUCAUAAACAGCAAUGAUGGAAGCAUAUUGAGACAACAAGAAGUUCAUUUGUCACCAAAAAUGCCAGCCAUAAGUACUGAAACAUUUCCAUGGGUUUGCUUUACUGAUAUGGACUUGAGAAGAAGUGCUUUUCAGCAUUUUGUCACCAGUACUGAAGACUUGAGAUAUGCAGACAAAAUAAUAUCCAAUUCAUCAGUAGAGCUCGAGCCUGAGACAUUUUCUUCGUUUCCAAACAUGUUGCCAGUUGGUCCACUUUUGGCAACCAACACGCGAGGAAAUCAAGGAGGCAAUUUUUGGCCAGAAGACUUGGCCUGCUUGUCAUGGCUUGAUCAGCAACCAGUCAGCUCGGUCAUUUAUGCUGCAUUUGGAAGCUCCUCAAGUCAUGAUCAGAAACAAGUUCUAGAAAUUGCUUUAGGACUUGAACUAACAGGCAAGCCAUUUCUUUGGGUUGUGCGUCCAGAUACUGAUAAGGAAGCAACUGAAGGAUUAGCUUCUUUUGAAGAGCGAACAGUGUCUCGUGGCCGGAUGGUGAGUUGGGCACCCCAGGAGAAAGUUCUACGACACCCAUCCGUGGCUUGUUUUGUGACUCAUUGUGGUUGGAAUUCUACCCUGCAAGGUGUGAGCAAUGGAGUGCCUUUAAUCUGCUUCCCUUACUCUGCUGAUCAGUUUCUCAACAAGCGCUUCAUUUGUGAUUCUUGGAAGGUUGGAUUGGGGCUCGAAAAAGAUGAAAGCACAGGUCUAGUCAGGAAACAUGAAAUACUGACAAAGGUGAAUCAAUUACUCGGUGACAAGAUUUACAAGUCAAGAGCUAUGGAUAUGAAAGAGAAGCUCCUGCAUAGUGUCCGUGAAGGUAGCUCUUACAGGAACUGGAGCAAUAUCGUUGAAUGGAUUAAUGAAGAGCAAGUGAUUGCCUGAAAAUUAAGCUAUGAAAUGUGAAGAUGACACUGGCAAAAUAAGCUUGAAACAAUUUACAAGUCAACUUUUUAUAUACACUGCAGUGAGUUCCAACAGUGCUGAAUGCACAACAUUAUGCAUUUGCUUUUUUAUUUAUCGUAUCAGAAAUACAUGUUUUCUUAAUUUCAUCUUAUGUAUUUGUUUUUUGUUUA
Daucus carota subsp. sativus is the source of this 1756-nucleotide messenger RNA. Its product is annotated as UDP-glycosyltransferase 83A1-like. The record is from RefSeq and is a predicted model, not a curated record. Lineage: Eukaryota; Viridiplantae; Streptophyta; Magnoliopsida; Apiales; Apiaceae. Gene Ontology annotation, molecular function: UDP-glycosyltransferase activity. The coding region runs from base 180 to 1565 and encodes 461 amino acids. The transcript has 2 exons.